AUGUCACCCGAUCACAGCCAGUGGUAUUCUUUACUCCCUUUGGUUAGUGGUAUUCUUUACUCCCCCUUGGUUAGUGGGAUUCUUUACUCCCCUUUGGUAAGUGGUAUUCUUUACUCCCCUUUGGUUAGUGGUAUUCUUUACUCCCCUUUGGUUAGUGGUAUUCUUUACUCCCCUUUGGUAAGUGAUAUUCUUUACUCCCCUUUGGUAAGUGGUAUUCUUUACUCCCCUUUGGUUAGUGAUAUUCUUUACUCCCCUUUGGUUAGUGAUAUUCUUUACUCCCCUUUGGUUAGUGAUAUUCUUUACUCCCCUUUGGUUAGUGAUAUUUUUUACUCCCCUUUGGUUAGUGGGAUUCUUUACUCCCCUUUGGUUAGUGAUAUUCUUUACCCCCCUUUGGUUAGUGGUAUUCUUUACUCCCCUUUGGUUAGUGGUAUUCUUUACUUCCCUUUGGUUAGUGGUAUUCUUUACUCCACCUUGGUUAGUGAUAUUCUUUACUCCCCUUUGGUUAGUGGUAUUCUUUACUCCCCUUUGGUAAGUGGGAUUCUUUACUCCCCUUUGGUUAGUGGUAUUCUUUACUCCCCUUUGGUUAGUGGUAUUCUUUACUCCCCUUUGGUUAGUGGUAUUCUUUACUCCCCUUUGGUUAGUGGUAUUCUUUACUCCCCUUUGGUUAGUGAUAUUCUUUACUCCCCUUUGGUAAGUGGUAUUCUUUACUCCCCUUUGAAUAGUAGUAUUCUUUACUCCCCCUUGGUUAGUGGUAUUCUUUACUCCCCUUUGGUUAGUGGGAUUCUUUACUCCCCCUUGGUUAGUGGUAUUCUUUACUCCCCUUUGGUUAGUGGGAUUCUUUACUCCCCCUUGGUUAGUGGUAUUCUUUACUCCCCUUUGGUAAGUGGUAUUCUUUACUCCCCUUUGGUUAGUGGUAUUCUUUACUCCCCCUUGGUUAGUGGUAUUCUUUACUCCUCCUUGGAUAGUGGGAUUCUUUACUCCCCUUUGGUUAGUGAUAUUCUUUACUCCCCUUUGGUUAGUGAUAUUCUUUACUCCCCCUUGGUUAGUGGUAUUCUUUACUCCCCCUUGGUUAGUGGGAUUCUUUACUCCCCUUUGGUUAGUGAUAUUCUUUACUCCCCUUUGGUUAGUGAUAUUCUUUACUCCCCUUUGGUUAGUGGUAUUCUUUACUCCCCUUUGGUUAGUGGUAUUCUUUACUCCCCUUUGGUUAGUGGUAUUCUUUACUCCCCUUUGGUUAGUGGUAUUCUUUACUCCCCUUUGGUAAGUGGUAUUCUUUACUCCCUUUGGUAAGUGGUAUUCUUUACUCCCUUUGGUUAGUGAUAUUCUUUACUCCCCCUUGGUUAGUGGUAUUCUUUACUCCCCCUUGGUUAGUGGGAUUCUUUACUCCCCUUUGGUUAGUGGUAUUCUUUACUCCCCUUUUGUUAGUGGUAUUCUUUACUCCCCUUUGGUUAGUGAUAUUCUUUACUCCCCUUUGGUAAGUGGUAUUCUUUACUCCCCUUUGGUUAGUGGUAUUCUUUACUCCCCUUUGGUUAGUGAUAUUCUUUACUCCCUUUGGUAAGUGGUAUUCUUUACUCCAAUUUGGUUAGUGAUAUUCUUUACUCCCCUUUGGUUAGUGGUAUUCUUUACUCCCCUUUGGUUAGUGAUAUUCUUUACUCCCUUUGGUAAGUGGUAUUCUUUACUCCCCUUUGGUUAGUGGUAUUCUUUACUCCACUUUGGUUAGUGGUAUUCUUUACUCCAAUUUGGUUAGUGAUAUUCUUUACUCCCCUUUGGUUAGUGAUAUUCUUUACUCCCCUUUGGUUAGUGAUAUUCUUUACUCCCCCUUGGUUAGUGAUAUUCUUUACUCCCCUUUGGUAAGUGAUAUUCUUUACUCCCCUUUGGUUAGUGAUAUUCUUUACUCCCCUUUGGUUAGUGGUAUUCUUUACUCCCCUUUGGUUAGUGGUAUUCUUUACCACUUUGGUUAGUGGUAUUCUUUACUCCCCCUUGGUUAGUGGUAUUCUUUACUCCCCUUUGGUUAUAAUGAUAUUCUUUACUCCCAUUUGGUUAGUGAUAUUCUUUACUCCCCUUUGGUUAGU
Pecten maximus is the source of this 2069-nucleotide messenger RNA. RefSeq lists its product as uncharacterized. The coding region runs from base 1 to 1287 and encodes 428 amino acids. The transcript is spliced from 2 exons. Lineage: Eukaryota; Metazoa; Mollusca; Bivalvia; Pectinida; Pectinidae. The record is from RefSeq and is a predicted model, not a curated record.